This is a messenger RNA of Sclerotinia trifoliorum, 1385 nucleotides long. The record is from the annotation of a GenBank genome assembly. NCBI's taxonomy places the organism in Eukaryota, Fungi, Ascomycota, Leotiomycetes, Helotiales, Sclerotiniaceae.
GAACAUAACACCAAUGUAUAGAAAUGUAAAUAAAUGUAUGGAAGCGUCAUAGUUAUUUUCUGUAUCUAUUUCUUAUCCAAAAGUCAAUCUACAUUGCAGCUGAAAAUAAGAUUCCCACAGAGCUUAACACAAUGGCGCCAAAGAUUUUCAUGUAAGCUUUUAAGGUUACACUACCCACCAGCAAACCACCAAUUGACAACUUCAAGUACAGGGACCACAGGUUACACUGGCGGUGAUGCGCUCUAUACACUUUACAACGCACAUCCAGAUUGGGAGUACACAGCAUUGGUACGAAACUCCGAUAAAGCAGCUCCAGUGGCUGCAGCAUUUCCCAAGGUUCGUUUUGCAUAUGGGACAUUGGAUGAUGCUUCGGUUAUUGAACAAGAAGCUGCCAAGGCGGAUAUUGUUCUACGUAAGUUUGAUUGGCAUCUUCAUGAAUUUCAGCAUCGCUAACUAAAAUUCGUUCAGAUACCGCAGAUUCUUCCGACCAUGAGGUAGCUGCAAAAUCUACAGCCAAGGGGCUUGCCAAAGGCCACACGAAAGAAAAUCCAGGUUACUGGUUACACUUGUCUGGAACCGGUAUUCUCUGCUGGAAAGACAUGGAAACCCAAACCUAUGGUGAAUCUCCAUCGCAAGAACCAUAUGAUGAUCUUAAAGGCGUUUCGAAAUUGACCAAUUUACCUGAUACUGCUUUCCAUCGAGAGAUCGACAAGAUUGUUUUGGGUGCUGGAUCCGAGAGCGUGAACACCGCUAUCGUAUGUCCACCCACAAUCUAUGGUCCUGGUCGAGGUCCCGGAAAUCAACGAAGUCGUCAGGUAUAUAAUUUGGUUCAGAUUACCUUGCAGAAGGGUCAGGCUCCUCAACUUGGAAAGGGUCUGACGGAAUGGGAUAAUGUGCAUGUUCAUGAUCUCAGUAAGUUGUGGUUAUUACUCGCCGAAGCAGCCGUUGCAGGACCCGGACCAAACGAUGCGGAACUAUGGAAUGAGAAGGGAUAUUUCCUGGCCGAGAAUGGCCAUCAUGUAUGGGGAGAACUAUCCAAACUAGUUGGUGAAGUAGCAUAUGAGAAAGGACUUAUUAAAACAAAGGAAGUGGCAGCGAUGAAUGUGGAAGAAGCUAAAGAAUUAGCUGGCUUCGAAGCUGUGUCUUGGGGAUUGAACUCUAAAGGGUUUGCAAAGAGAGCUAGGAAAUUCUUAGCUUGGAAACCUACGGGAAGGAGUUUGAAGGAUGAGAUUCCUUUUAUCGUAGAUUCUGAAGCGAAGAAAGAGGGUGUGCUACCUGGGCAUGCUGCUGAGGCUUCUGGUGCUGCAUAAUUGUGGUAGUAGAGAAUUGUUUUUUCUAGAGCUUCACGGAAUGCGAAAACUUAGAAUUUAACUGGUGAUCUUUAC